CGCGCACAGACACAGACGAUCGUUCGAGCCAACGAACCUCUCUCGAUACAUUAUAUACAACGUAUCAUCGCCACGCUUUCUGCCCGCGCGCGCGCCUCCGCCUCGCAUGUCCGAGUGUAUGUGCUGUUUCUUUGCCGCACGUACAAUUUUUUAAUGCCCCCGUAUAGAGUGCUAUAUACACAGUCAAGUGUGUUGUUCAAACGAUAAGUUGCAUCUGCGCGUGUAUAUAUAUACAGAGACGAGAGAGAACCUCAACGUUUAUAUAUAUAUACUGCAACACAUUCAUAGUAAUAGUAAAGCAGUAGUUGUACGCCUCGCGCCACCGGGAGACGACGACGACGUUUUGUGAUUGAUUCUUGGGUCUCGUCGGUUUGCAACACGGAGUGCGUGUAAUUCUCUCGCGUUCGCUGCCUUAUAUUUAUUACCUACUUUUUUACCAAAAAGAAAAAAAAAAUAAAUAAAUAAAUAAACAAACAUAAACAUAGAAGAUGAACGACAAUGCCGAGGAAUCGCCUAGAGUGCCGUCCGACGAGGACGUCCAAGCUGCCGAGAAAUUCAAAGAAAAGGCCAACGAGUUUUUUAAAGCUCAAAACUAUGACGACGCAAUAUCACUGUACACCAAAGCCAUCGAGUUGAAUCCCAAUGUUGCAAUAUAUUAUGGCAAUAGGAGUUUUGCGUACCUCAGGACAGAAUGCUUUGGUUACGCAUUGUCAGACGCCACCAAAGCCAUUGAACUGGAUAGGAAUUAUAUCAAGGGAUACUAUCGAAGAGCGGCUGCAAAUAUGUCUCUUGGGAAAUUCAAAAUUGCCUUAAAAGAUUAUGAAACUGUUAUGAAAGUCCGCCCAAAAGAUCAAGAUGCCAAAAUGAAGUAUACAGAGUGCAAUAAAAUUGUUAAAAAAAUUGCAUUCGAAAAGGCUAUUGCUGUUGAAGAGAAUAAAAAGAGCAUAGCGGAUACCAUUAAUUUGGAUAUCAUGUCAAUUGAAGAUGAAUACACAGGACCAAAACUAGAAGAUGAUAAAGUUACUCUGAAAUUUAUGAAGGAUCUUUUAGAAUGGUACAAAGAUCAAAAGAAAUUACACCGAAAGUAUGCUUACAAAAUUCUAAUAGAUGUCAAAGCAUUAUUAAUGACGCUUCCCAGCUUGGUUGAUAUUACAAUUGGAGAUACAGACAAAUUCACAGUUUGUGGUGAUAUUCAUGGUCAAUACUAUGAUUUAAUUAAUAUCUUUGAAAAAAAUGGACUGCCAUCUGAAACAAAUCCUUACUUGUUUAAUGGAGACUUUGUUGACAGAGGAUCCUUUUCUGUUGAAUGUGUAUUCACAUUAUUUGGAUUCAAAUUAUUAUAUCCUAAUCAUUUCUUCAUGUCAAGAGGAAAUCAUGAAUCUAUAACAAUGAACCAAAUAUAUGGAUUUGAAGGUGAAGUUAAAGCUAAAUAUACAGCUCAAAUGGCUGAUUUGUUUACUGAAGUUUAUAAUUGGUUGCCAUUGGCUCACUGCCUUAAUAAUAGAGUCAUGGUGACACAUGGAGGACUAUUUUCCAGAGAUGAUGUAACGUUAGAUGAAAUUCGUAAAAUUGAUAGAAACAGACAACCUCCAGAAGAUGGCCUUAUGUGUGAAUUACUCUGGUCCGAUCCACAGCCUCAAGACGGAAGAGCUCCAAGUAAGCGUGGAAUAGGUGUUCAAUUUGGUCCUGAUGUUACCUCCAAGUUUUUAGAAUUGAAUAAUUUAGAAUAUCUUGUUAGAAGUCAUGAGGUUAAACAAAAUGGAUAUGAAAUAGCACAUGAUGGAAAAUGCAUAACAGUAUUUUCAGCUCCAAACUAUUGUGAUCAAAUUGGCAACAAAGGUGCCUUUAUCACUCUAAAUGGAAAGGAUAUGAUACCAAAUUUCACUGUUUAUGAAGCAGUGCCACAUCCCAACGUCAGACCAAUGGCUUAUGCCAAUCCAUUGUUAAAAGCCAUGUCUUAAAAAUUCAUAUGAUUUGCCGACACAGAUGAACAAGCAAUCGAGUAACACAGUCAAUGUGUGAAUUAUAUAUUUGAUAUCAAUUCAUGAAAAAGUGUAAAAAGCUUGUAUUCUCUGAAGCAAAUAAGUUAUACUCCUUUUAAACGAAGCAGCGAUACAUAAGGACACUGCAUGAUAUUAAUAUUUGUGUAAGCAACCAGCUUGUUUUUUGUUAUUGGUAAUUUACCACUUUGCUUGUAAAAAUGUUUCUUUAUGAAGUUUGAAAACUUGAUGAAAAUUUCAUUUUAAUCAUGAAUUUGUUUGACUAAUUUAUUUAGUUCUAUUACAUAGCAAUACAAUUUGUACGUUAUCAAAGAAAACAAGUUUUAUAGCAAAUUAAAUUUUUAAAAUUUACCAUUAGUAAAUAACUGAAAUUGAAUUUGUGAUGCUUCAAGUAUUUAAAAAACUUGUUACAUUUUUUGUAUGUUAUAAAGUAAUAAAAAAAAAGAAAAAGAACAAUAAAACGAGUUUUGUAAAUGUACUAAAUGUAAAUAAAAUUUCUGGAGAAAUUUGUAGAUAGGCUGCCAAUGAAUAA
Trichogramma pretiosum is the source of this 2532-nucleotide messenger RNA. RefSeq names its product serine/threonine-protein phosphatase 5 (gene PpD3). Bases 489 to 1961 code for a protein of 490 amino acids. NCBI's taxonomy places the organism in Eukaryota, Metazoa, Arthropoda, Insecta, Hymenoptera, Trichogrammatidae. The record is from RefSeq and is a predicted model, not a curated record. The transcript has 8 exons. Gene Ontology annotation, cellular component: cytosol; nucleus. Gene Ontology annotation, molecular function: protein binding; protein serine/threonine phosphatase activity.